This is a messenger RNA of Saprolegnia parasitica CBS 223.65, 6189 nucleotides long. RefSeq lists its product as hypothetical. The transcript is spliced from 21 exons. The coding region runs from base 1 to 6189 and encodes 2062 amino acids. NCBI's taxonomy places the organism in Eukaryota, Oomycota, Saprolegniomycetes, Saprolegniales, Saprolegniaceae. The record is from RefSeq and is a predicted model, not a curated record. Gene Ontology annotation, molecular function: protein binding.
AUGUCGUUCGUGCUCGUCGGCUUUAGCACCGGUCUCAUCCAGGCCUACGACCAAGCCAGCGCGCGGUACAUCGGGCUUUUCCAGGACCCGCAGCUGAACACGUCCAUUUCGGUGCUUUUCAUGCUUGCGCUGCCGACGCACGCUGCGGUGCGCGAAGGCGACAGUGCGUGGGGUGGGAAGCUCCGCUCCAAGACCCGCCUUGCCUCGCACCGCACCACUGGUACGCCGACUUGGGUCGCGUCUCAAGACCGUCGAAUUUGCGUAGACUCGCCCGCCGUGCUUCUUGCGGGCACGAGCGACGGAUGGUUGUAUGGCUGGCGAACUUCGGGACGCAGCGCCAAGUUCCAGGAGCUCCAAGCCACAUGGCGCUGGUCGGCGCACGUGCAUCAUAUUCAUACGCUCUUGAGCGUUCGCGUCGACAGCCGUCACUUUGGCGUCCUCUCGGUGGCGGGACCAGGUCUCUUUAAGAUCUGGGACUUGCAUGCGGCACCCCCGUCGAUCGUCAUGCAGCACGACGGCAGUUGCCCCACCAAAGCGCUCGUGACCUCGGCGUGCCUGUUGACGGAGCAUGCCAAGCUGCACUAUUUGAUCUGCGGCUACGAAGACGGAUCGGUGCAAGCAUUCGAGAUUGUCUCGCAGCUGCACGCUAUCGAGGCCACGUCGGCGACGACGUGGGACGUGCAGUGGCGCCUCUUUGCGUCCGUCCAGCCGCACGAGCGGCGCGUCGCGUGCAUCCGGCAGGUUCCGCACCCGGGCCACCUCCCGCCGCCGCUCAACAUUCUCCUCAACUGCGCAUUUGCCACGAGCUCGUAUGAUGGCCACGUCAUAGUGUGGGUCAUCGACUCGGACGCCCGAACGAUCGUCGAGCGCCGAUAUUUUGAGCUGUACGCACCAGUGCUCAGCGUCUUUGCCUAUGGCAACUUCUUGGUCGUGGGCCUCCCGACUGAAAUCUGCCGCGUCCAGUACGUUUGCAACUGCCCCGAUAGCGAGCGCAGAGAGGAGAUGCCGGACACGGCGCCGGUGCCUGUGGCGUCACCCGUCAUCGAAGUCGCGCCGUCGUUGUUUAACAGCCACACGGUCAUUGUCGUGCCGACCAUGGCUCGCUUGCCGCAAGAUACACCGCCAGGGCUGACGCCGGAUGCGAACGUCGUCAACAUUGAUGCUUUGUCGGCACCGCCCAUCGAGGCGGCACUCAAGGACAGCCUCUCCAUGUCCGAGCCCCCGAGCCACUCGCCGCUUACGAAAAUUGGCAGUGCGACACAGGCCAUCUACGACUACGCAAAGUCGCUGUACCGAAACGUGGGCGACGACCCGUCCAAGAUUCACUUGGCUGCUGGCGACCUUCGGCGCGUCUACCGCGUGUGGCAAGGGCUCUCGCCGACGCCACUGCGCCGUAUCUCGGGAAAGGAGGUCUCCGAAUACCUUCGCCGCCGUCUGUGGCAGCUCGAGACGCCGGUCUUCUGGCAAGACAUUCUCGAUGCGCUCUAUGCAUUCGCAGCCGAGCCAAGCACGGUGCAGGAUCGUACCCCGGGGCCCGAAACCCCGUCAAGCGCCAAGAAAGCGCUUGUAUCAUACAACAUUCUCGGCGAGAAGCAUGUGACAUACGUGCCGCUAUCGACCACGCCACUGUUAUCCUCGCCGGCAAUAUCGCGCACCCCGGCCAUGCCCCGGGUCAACUCUCGACCGGUGCCGCUGGCCGCGAAAGAGCUACGGACACCCAUCGUUCUACCAAACGAGCUAGCAGCGUAUUGGCACUCGGACGUUUGCUGGUGCAACCGCGUGCUCUCGUGGCCGUCGACACCCGCCGGUCCCGAGACGGACGCCGGCAUCGAGGGCAAGUGCUCGAGUUGUCGCCACCGCCGCAUUUCGCUUUCGUCGCCCGGCGACAGUUUUACGGAGCGGGCAGUGAUUGCGAUCAUCUAUCACAUCUACCACAGCAUGCACAUGGAGCGACAACACGCAGCGAAUACGUCGCUUUUGCACGUCACCUUUCGUGGUUCCAGCAGCGGUACCCUCUGUCUCCCAAAUGAAUCGUCUUAUGAGUUCUGGUUUAGCUAUGGCAUGCCGUCGGUGGUCGAGCACAAGCUCUGCUGGUUCUUGCUCUCCGUUGCCCAGUUUGAGUCGACGCUCGCAAUGGCGGCGACAUUCGGCGCGUUCCUCAACUUGCACGAUACGUUACCAGUCGUGCCGUUCCACAUCCAGCACCUGUACCUCGAUGGCUUUGACUGGCUGCAUGCCCGGCGCUUGGUGCAGCACAGCGAUCUGCUGCCGGGCGCCGACACGGUCCAGCCCCUCGAGCUUGUUUACGGCGGCCAGCACGCGCACUGGGAGCGCGUCUCGAUCGCAAACUGCCAAGCGUGCACGCAGGCACUGCUCAUUUACCCCAAAGUGCCGCCGCAGUGGGUGACGCACACGAUAACGAGCGUGGCGGAAAUCGCGCAGGACGGAACGAUCGAGAUCCACACGUUCUUGUCGCUCUGGGUCCGCGAGUGGCGCUCGAGUUGCAUCGCGUACGAGGCCGCCGAAUUUUACCUCUUUGACCCGACGUCCCACCCGUCGAUUCGGGAAAUGGACGUCGAUUUUCGAAAACUGCGCGUGUUGCUCGACUGCUUCGUCUACUGCGACCGCACCCGCGACGGAUGUGUCGAGAGCGACAAGUUCAUUGCCAUCAUGACGGGGCUGCUCAAUUUGUGGCCACCCUGCGAUGUCAACGUCCUCGACGAGCUCGACCGACUCGUGGACCGGUACCAUGAUCACGACGGCGACGGCCAUGUGUGCUACUUGGAUCUCUUCGCGCUGCUCUACAUCGUGGCCAUCAAGACGCGAUUGUACUUGUCGUUUCCGGAUAUUUUAGAGUUUAGCAGUGGCUACAAGCUUGAGAUGGACGCUGCGUUUGAGAGCCACGCGGUCGCGUAUGCCCAGCACAAGCUCUUUGACGGACCGCCAAUCGGGUUGCAAGCAAAGCCAUCCAGUGACGCACCGACGUCGCGCCGCCGGCUCCAUGAGCUUUCGACCGACACGUUUGACUGGGCGCACACCGUGCUGCCCGACCGCAGCGCCGACGUGCAGCUCGGCGAGCUCGACAUGAUCGUCCACACCCCCGCGAGUCGCGCCAAAGUGUCAACAGCGCAGAUGCAUGCACACGUCCCGACGGCCCGCCACGCACCCCACGCGGUACUGCCAGCGCCGCCGUACGUUCCUGCUUCUGCGAAGACGGACAAGAGAAGCAUGGCCUCGGCACUCGCCAUGCGGGAGCUUGUGGAUCGCACGGGGUCACCGUCGGACGUAGUGCAUCCGGUGCCGGUGCCGGCGCCGUCGACGCGCCAGUGCCGAGUGAAGGACGUGGGAACGCCUCCACCGUCGUCGAGUACAGUGUACAUCCAGUUUCCCGACACGGCGCCGUACCGCGUCCGGUCGGCGAUCGGCUUGGAGCUGCCAUCGACGCCCGAGGAGGUGCCAUCCGUCGACUACGACGAGCCUCAAGUUGUCUGGCGAGCCGUCGCAACGCCGAUGUCGAGCACGGUAUCGGCGGCCGAGACGCCGGUUCUUGCGGCCGAAAGUGUCGCGGCUGACAUCGACGACGGCGCGUCCGUGGCUUCUUCGCGCUCGGAGAACGCAGCAGUAGAGACGUUCGUGACUCAGGAAGCGCUUGCGACGCUCAUAGCCUCGAAAGAUGCUGACGAAGAGCCUUUGGUCGAACUUGAGUCGGUCGUCCCACAUCAAGAAGUCGUCAUACCGACACAAACGGUCGAAGAUGCGGUCGAUGGCGCGACGGAGGAUGCUCCCAAGACUGUUCCAGAGAUGGAGCCAGAUACAACACCAGUGUGUGAACCAGAAGCCAAUGUGGUACCCGAGCGUCCAGUGACGCCUGCUGCCGACGAUGAGCACGCUAGUGACCCUUUGCCGAUUGAUACCAACGCGCCCAGCGAUGACAUUGACGAGGACGACAACAGCACGUCUACGGAGAGCAACGACAGCGAAAGUGAGGCCGAAUCUUUCGAGGGUCGCGAAACGCUGGAUCCACCAGCACCCACAGAAUCGGAAGACGAUGCUCUUCGUCGCAUGCAGGAGGAGCUCCUCGCGAUUGAAGGACUCCUUCCAAACGAACCGAUUGUUACGCCCAAAAAGCGCUUUCCCAUGGUCAUUACCCGUGUCCCCGCCUUUUCGUCGACCGAAAUUUUGCCCCUGGGCGAGCACGACAUUGCGUAUCCCGGAGACGCGCCACCGUUCGUUCGGGCGCCAGAGUUGACAGCGCUUACAAUGCUCCAAGACAUCGAGUGGGAGGUCACCGACGUGGACAAGACAGAGACACGCGACAGCUUCAAGCCCUACGAUGUGCUUCCGCGCCUCUUGGCUUUUGACGCCAUGUAUCCGUGGGUGCCGGUGGCGAUUGAUUUUACGCCACUCCCGUCGCCAGACGUCUCGGACGACGGCGGCAGCUCCAGCGACGAUGAUAUGGAAAACGACGAUGACGAGUCAAGUGACGAAGACGACGACGACGACAACGAAGCAGUGGACAACAGUCCUCUCGCGUCGGAACGUCGUGGCAACAAUGACGAGGUCGACGUGGCUCGCGCCAAAACGCCUGCCGCAAUGACUGAGUCGCCGACGGAAAACCUGAGCGACCUCUUGGACGCCGAGGAGGCACGGCGCCGGCGUCGCAAACUCAAAAACCCGAUUUCCGCUGGCGAAGGAUCGCCCGUCAUCGCCACAACCGCGCAUGUUCCGACGCCCCGGCGUACGUUUCUGUUCAGCCACCCCGUUGAGCUCAAGGCCAAGGUUUUGUACAAGAAACGAACGUCCGUGUCGUGGACCCCGGAAGACGCGUCCGACGACGACGACGACGACGCGGAUGGACAGCGCUCCAUGCACAGUGAGUUCGACCGCUCGAUGUUGUACGGUGACCGCAACGUCUCGGGGGACAUUUGUCUCUCUGCGCGCCUCGAGUCCAACCUCCACCACCGGUGGUCCGCGGUGUUCGAGACAGAAGAGCGUGGGAUCCACCAUACGCUGGUGGCCAUGGUGCCGCCGUCGCCGCUUGAGGUCGUCUCGACGCUGCACAACAGCGAUGUGACGUACGCGCCGCCCGAGGACCGGAAAGCCUCGGCGCGCAUUCGGCGUCUCACCAAGCGGCGACUGUCCACGUUCCGCUCCGAGCGCCUUCUGCGUGAGAAAGAUUGUGCAGACAUUGCCUUGACACUCGGCGAGGUGUAUCACGGGAGCGUGGCGCCAGGCAGCACGCUGUACUUUAGCUAUGAGAACACGGACCCGACGUCCAUUGUGACCUUCAAGCUACACUGCACGAGCGGCGACGCCGAGUUGUAUGCGUCGACGACGACACCCGCGCCGUGCAGCAGCGACUACGACUGGCGCGCCAAAGACGUCCACGCGUCAGACGCGAGUGGCACCCAUCGCACGAUCGUCGUAUACCCGCACGACAAGCUCGUCAAGCGCAGUGUGUUUCACUUGGGUCUCGUGGGCGUCGCCGGCAACCCUUGUUACGUGCACCUCUCCGCCGUGUCGUCGGGGCAGUCGAUGGAUGUGACCGCGUCCAUGGAGCACGUCGGCAACCUCAUUGCGACCUUCAACUCGCUCGCCAACCUUGUCAACCGGGAUCUGGACAACCAUCAGUCGUCCGGCGACGAUCUCGCGUACACGGGGCUGCGCGCGCACUACGAAGCGAUCCAGCGCCGGUCGACGCACGGCAAGCCAAGCGUCGAGCGCAUAGCCCAAGCGUUCGUCGGCGAACGCGCUGUGAGCUCCGACAGCGCGCCCGCGGCGGUGACCGAGGCGGAGAAUGACGCUCGCGGCUUUCAAGUCCUCUUGGAGCGUCUCGUCGACUUUGACAAAGAUGCCUCCGACGACGACGACGACGGCAACCACGCGCAUCACGAUGGCAGUGCGUGCGGGGACGACGACGUGCUGCACGACGACGGUGGCCCCUCGAUUCGAGAAAGCCGGCGAGAGUCGUCGGUGGCGCUGCUCACCCCGCAGCAAGAGAGCGCGACCGAUCGCGCUUCGCUGCGACCUGCCAUUCAGAAAAUGGUCGCGGACCGUCUUGGUGACGUCGUUGCUCGCCGCGCACACCCGGCUGUCAUGCGGGACCCCGCGACGCCAGGACCGAUCGCGUACAGUCUCAAGCCAUCGAAAGCCAAGCACCGAGCUAUCGACACACUACUUGGUGACUAG